Messenger RNA from Vitis riparia (riverbank grape), 2250 nucleotides. RefSeq names its product receptor-like protein EIX2. The transcript has 2 exons. The coding region runs from base 1 to 2214 and encodes 737 amino acids. NCBI's taxonomy places the organism in Eukaryota, Viridiplantae, Streptophyta, Magnoliopsida, Vitales, Vitaceae. Gene Ontology annotation, molecular function: protein binding. The record is from RefSeq and is a predicted model, not a curated record.
AUGGGGAGGGUUCCGCUGGAUCUCAGUGAGCUACCUAAUUUGCAGUACUUGGAUCUCUCUGGUAAUAAAAAUCUGAAAGGCAGUUGCGCCCAGUUGUUGAAGGGAAGCUGGAGAAGGAUAGAGGUGCUCAUUUUGGCUUCAAAUAACUUACAUGGUACAAUUCCAAGCUCAAUCGGAAUUCUUUGCAACUUAAAGUAUUUGAACUUGGGGUUUAAUAACUUGACAGGAAGUCUACCAACAUUCCUUGAGGUGCCUGAAAAUUGCAGUUCUGAAAGUCCUUUGCCCAAUCUCACCCAUUUAAGUUUGUCAAGCAAUCAGUUAACUGGAAAACUGCCGGAAUGGUUGGGUGAGCUUGAAGAGCUUGUGGAACUCAGAAUGGAUGAUAACAAUCUUCAAGGUCGCAUCCCUGCUUCUUUAGGGACAUUGCAACACUUGACCAAUAUGUGGCUUGGAACCAACAGACUGAAAGGGACUCUUCCAGACAGUUUCGGACAGCUUUCUGAAUUGGUUUACCUGGAUGUUUCCUUCAACAAUUUGAUUGGAAUUCUCUCUGAAGAAAAUUUUUCCAAGCUAAGUAAGCUGAAAUAUUUAUUAUUGUCCUCCAAUUCUUUUACUUUGAAUGUCAGUUCCCAUUGGGUUCCUCCAUUCCAAAUCCACUUUCUUGAGAUGGGUUCAUGUCAUUUAGGUCCUUCAUUUCCACUUUGGCUCAAGUCACAAAAGGAAGUUGAGUAUCUUGUUCUCUCAAAUGCCAGCAUUUCAAGUUCCAUACCAAACUGGUUUUGGAAUAUUUCUUCUAACAUAGGGUGGGUAAAUCUGUCUCUCAAUCAUUUACAAGGUCAGUUACCAAAUCCACUGAAUCUUGGCCCCUUUGCGACUAUUGAUUUCAGUUCCAACCUCUUUCAAGGACCCAUUCCUCUUCCAAACCGUGGGGCUUACUUACUAGAUCUAUCUGACAAUAAAUUUUCUGGUCCUAUCCCACAGCGCAUAGGUGAAUUCAUGCCAGAACUGUGGUUCCUUUCUCUUUCAGAUAAUGAAAUAAAAGGAACCAUCCCUGCUUCUGUGGGACAUAUGUGGAAUGUUGAGGUCAUUGAUCUUUCAAGGAAUGGAUUGGUAGGAAGCAUCCCUUCGACCAUAAAUAAUUGCUCUAACCUAAGGAUUCUUGACCUUGGGAACAAUGGUUUGUCUGGAAUGAUUCCAGUAUCACUGGGUAAAUUAAAGCAGCUUCGGUCUCUGCACCUAAACAAGAAUAAGCUUUCUGGAGAGCUUCCUCCAUCUUUCCAACAUUUAUCAAAUCUGGAAACCCUGGAUCUCAGUUACAACAAAUUAUCAGGUAGCAUUCCAUCAUGGAUGGGAGCUGCUUUCAGCCAUCUUAGAAUUCUUAACUUGAGGUCCAAUGCCUUUUCCGGGGAACUUCCGUCUGACGUCUCCAAUUUAGAUUCACUGCAUGUGCUGGACCUUGCGGAAAAUCAUUUGACUGGAACCAUUCCCGCUAUUUUGGGUGAUCUUAAAGCCAUGGCUGAAGAGCAAAACAAAAAUCAGUAUCUAUUGUAUGGGAUGUCUUCAGUCCACUACUAUGAAGAAAGCUUGUUUGUAAAUGCAAAAGGGCAAGUUCUAGAAUACACCAAGACUCUUUCUCUGGUUGUCAGCAUAGACCUCCCCCACAAUAAUUUAAGUGGAGACUUUCCGAAGGAAAUAACAAACUUGUUUGGUUUAGUGGUUUUGAACUUGUCGAAAAACCACAUUAGCGGGCAGAUUCCAGGAAGCAUUUGGAGGUUGCAUCAAUUGUUAUCUUUUGAUCUGUCAAGUAACAAGCUCUCUGGCACUAUCCCUCCAAGCAUGUCCUCAUUAACAUUUUUGAGUUAUUUGAAUUUAUCAAAUAAUAAUUUCUCUGGUAAGAUCCCCUUCAUGGGGCAAAUGACAACCUUUACAGGGACGGCCUUCGCUGGAAAUCCAAAUCUUUGUGGAGCUCCACUUGUUACUAAAUGCCAAGAUGAAGGUUUAGAUAAAGGGCAAAGUGAUGUUGAAGAUGAAACCGACAAUAACUUCAUUGAUCAGUGGUUUUACUUGAGUGUUGGGUUGGGGUUUGCAGUUGGUGUUUUAGUUCCCUUUUUCAUUUGUACAUUUAGCAAAUCUUGCUAUGAAGUCUAUUUUGGUUUUGUAAACAAAAUUGUGGGCAAAUUGGUGUGGCUGAAGAGGAGAGUAAAUCGUAGCUAAAACUUAAGGCAUGCAGCUACAAUGAUUGUAUGUAUG